AUUCAAACAUCGCCAAACGCUCUCUCCGGUUUCUCCACGCCUCAAACAUCGACAUUGUCGAUUCCCACCCCGCACGCGCUAGCCAUUGCGGCAUUCGGGGUUCAUCCAUGGGUUCAUCAUCUUCCAAACCUGUGAGAGCUGCUGCGCAGGCAGUCUCACGGCGCCAAUACCCUAAACAACCGUCCACUUUGCCAUCAACACCAUCAAAGCCUCCGUCUCCCGGCCCUGCUUCAGCACCCCGUCCGGCAAAGGAACCAGAAACAAAGACCCGCGCUCCCACGGGCCCGACAUAUCAUUCCAAAGAACAGCCUUCUCUUACGAAAUCAAACGCAAUCGACCUCGAUGGCCGAGAUCCCGAUUUCGCCGCCACCCUCCGCGGAAUCGGCCCCGUUAGCCCAGCCCCGACCCUAUCCAAUUCCAGCACAUUUGCCUCCGGAGCCCAACGCGGGGACUCCGUACAAACCGUCUUUCCCCGGGCGGCGAACCCGGCGUUACUGGUGGUCACCGCGCGCCAGAAGAUUGCUAAGGCGGCAGAACGAGAGGUGGAAUUGGUCGGACGACCGGGUUUUACGGGACGGGAGUAUCUAGAUGCGUUGACGAUUCGACAGGCUCUCUCGAUGCGGGAUCGACAGGGUAUGCCGUCGGGGGAGAUUGAGAGGCUCCUACGGUUGAAGAAGGGGGUUGUGGAUCGGUUGGGGAAGAAGGGAGUUGUUUCGGAGGUUGGUUGAGUAAAUUUGAGUCGGGGAUGUUGGGACUUGUAUAUUAUUGUAUAGUAUGAGCUACGAUACUGAGGCGUUUUAUUGGGGUGUUUUGUCGACUAUAUAUCUCCCAAAUCUAUACCUGGUGUUUGGCCUAGCUUGUGCUAUUAAGACAAGAUCAUACACCAACAUCGAUGAAGGCAUUUCUGUAUUGAAACGACACCAAAAAAGUUCAUGACGAAUCCUGAGCAAAUAGAUAGCUGUGGGUCUCCAUUCUUCAGGGGACCAACCAAUAACAUGUACGAAAUUAGAAUCUCCUUGUCUACGGGUCGACUGCCUUGAGACUGAACAGUACUUUCCAUGACACACACCCCCUGCUCUGGGCAGUCGUCGUACUAGGAGGAUGUUGUUCAGUUUAGAAGAAUACUUGAAGCCGGUUGCAUUUUCCUCUGAUGGGUAUUUGAAGAACGCUCUCGUUUUAGUACUUGCAGUGAUAUAUAUAGAUAGAUUAUGCUUCUAUGAAAUUCAAUGACAAGACU
Aspergillus pseudotamarii is the source of this 1237-nucleotide messenger RNA. RefSeq lists its product as uncharacterized. The coding region runs from base 108 to 728 and encodes 206 amino acids. The record is from RefSeq and is a predicted model, not a curated record. NCBI's taxonomy places the organism in Eukaryota, Fungi, Ascomycota, Eurotiomycetes, Eurotiales, Aspergillaceae. The transcript has 3 exons.